Drosophila grimshawi is the source of this 2095-nucleotide messenger RNA. Its product is annotated as arylsulfatase B. The record is from RefSeq and is a predicted model, not a curated record. The transcript has 5 exons. Lineage: Eukaryota; Metazoa; Arthropoda; Insecta; Diptera; Drosophilidae. The coding region runs from base 63 to 1922 and encodes 619 amino acids.
GUUUGUAACUGCCGCAUGGAGCGGUAUUCGAGCGGCAUUCGAAAAUUUUAAUAUUUACGAAAAUGCGCGUCGUCAUCUUAUCAGCACUUUUACUUUUGCUCGAUCUCAGCUGGGUUAAGGCGAGCGAGAAAAAUGAGACUAGAACUGCAAACAAACUGCCCAAUAUAAUUAUUGUAAUGGCUGAUGAUAUGGGUUUCGAUGACAUUAGCAUUCGCGGAGCACGCGAAUUUCUAACGCCCAACAUUGAUGCAUUGGCCUACCAUGGGCGCCUCUUGGAUCGCCUCUAUGCACCGUCCAUGUGCACCCCAUCUCGCGGAGCACUCUUAAGCGGCAAAUAUCCUAUUCAUACAGGCACACAACAUUAUGUGAUCGGAAAUGAGGAGCCCUGGGGUCUGGCGUUGAAUACUACUCUGAUGCCGGAAAUUUUCCGUGAGGCAGGUUACUCAACCAAUCUAGUUGGAAAAUGGCAUUUGGGAUUCUCACGGCCGGAAUAUACACCCACACAUCGGGGCUUUGAUAAUCAUUAUGGCUAUUGGGGUGCCUACAUCGACUACUAUCAGCGUCGCUCCCAAAUGCCAUUAGGCAAUUAUUCCGUGGGCUAUGAUUUUCGACGCAACAUGCAGGUGGAGUGCACAGAUCGAGGCGUCUACGUCACGGAUUUGUUGACCAACGAAGCGGAGCGCAUAAUACGAGAGCAGCCGGCCAAGGAGCAGCCCCUAUUCCUAAUACUCAGCCAUUUGGCCCCCCACACAGGCAAUACUAAUAAACCAUUGCAGGCCCCAGAGGAAGAGCUGCGCAAAUUUACCCACAUCAAAGAUCCAAACCGGAGAUUGUAUGCAGCCAUGGUUUCCAAACUGGAUGAAAGCGUGGGCCGAGUAAUAACCGCAUUGGCACGCACAGAUCAACUGGAGAACAGCAUUGUGAUAUUCUACUCGGACAAUGGAGCCCCGUCUGUGGGCAUGUUUUCCAACACGGGUUCGAAUUGGCCACUAAAAGGUCAAAAGAAUUCGCCAUGGGAAGGUGGCCUGCGUGUUGCCGGCGCCAUUUGGAGUCCAUUGCUGAAGGCGCGUGGCAAUCUGUUUACGCAGCCCAUCUAUGUUGGUGAUUUCCUCCCCACGUUGGCGCAUGCUGCCGGCAUUGAGCUGGACUCCUCCCUGCAUCUCGAUGGCAUUGACUUGUGGCCGCAGUUGUCGGGGCCAAAAGAUGCUCCGCAUGUGCCGCGAGAGAUUCUGCACCAGCUGGACGAUGUGUGGCGAGUACAAUCGUUGUUCCAAGGUCAGUAUAAGUAUGUGAAUGGCACAACCUUGGCUGGCCAAUUUGAUCAAGUACUCACCUAUCGUGAGCUGGACGACCUGGAUCCGCGUGCCUCCCGCUAUGUGGUGGAAGUUCGUAACUCACCUGCCUCUAGGGCGCUUGCACGCUACGAUCUCCAGCGGAUUACACAAGCUCGCAUCAAUACAAUUAGCCGUUCUGCAGCUGUCAUCUGCUCUGACAUGCAACGUGGUUGCAAUGCCUUAUUGGAGGAGUGUCUGUACGAUCUCAGCACCGAUCCAUGCGAGCAAAAUAAUCUAGCUUAUUCGAAGCAGCACUCAGAAAUUCUGACAUCCAUGAGGCAGCGUGUUCAGCAGCUGCGUGCUGGAGCUAUGGCUCCGAAUAAUCGUCCAAGCGAAAGGGAUGCAGAUCCCAGCUUGCACGAGUGCACAUGGGAUAACUUUGGGGUUAAGGCUCGUGGCUCAGUGCCUCUGGAGUGCGAUUUCCAUGGAACUCCUUGUGGCGCCGAUAGCCAAAUGACGCCUCCGACCAGAAACGCUGCAAGCUGUGGCCAAAGUUGCAUUUACACCGCCGCCGUGGCGAACAAAGUGGCCAAAUCAGCUGUUUUUUCUUUCGCGGCUUCUACCUUAAAGCGCUUUUCAUUUUCUUGAGCUUAACUUGAGGCUUGGCCGUUUAUUUCGAUAAGAAAUCGCUGGCUAUGAUGAUCAUAUUUUAAUACAAUUCUUUACAAUUGUUGCAAUCACUUUUAUUGUAAUUGAAACUUUUCAACGUACAUUUGUAUAUAAAUGCAGUAGAAUAAUAAAUAUGAAAUACAAUGAAUUCA